AAAAAAAAAAAAAAAAACCCUCAGGAGGACUUCGAAAAACAUUUGGAAAUUGGAAUGUUGAAGAAAUGAAGUACUCAACUAGACAAACACAUUUUUUUUUUUCCUUCACACAGUAUACGUAAAAUCCAGGGUAAUUAUCAACUUUCUCAGAAAAACCAGCACAGAUUGGAGCCAAUUUUCUCCAAAAGCUCCCCCACUGCAUCACAUCCUCGUUUUACCUCUCUCUGCCUCUGUCUCUUUAUUGAGUAUAUUUUCCUUUUUGAUCUUCAGUUUUCCCCCCAUUAAUCUCUCUUCAUCCCAUUCAUCUUCGGUGAAUUGAAUGAUUUGAAAAUGGUUUCGCUUGGGAAGGACGCUCGUUAAAUUAAAUUAAUCAGGAUGGAGCCAAAUGUCAAUACUCCUGAUAUCCAGACCCAGUUCCUUGAUAGCCAAUAUUCGCCUCCUUCAUUUUCUGUAGGUGAAAAGGUUGAAACUGAGGAUGCUGAUGAAUUGAAAUAUCUGGAAAGCACUGUGCCUUUUGAUGCUACUGUUACCGCUGACGAUGCAUUUGGCACCCAAUUAGUGAAUCUCGCUGGGGAAACCCAAGUAUUGAGUAUUGCUGGCGAAACCCAAGUUUAUGAUGAUGCCGAAUGCAGUGAAAAUAUGGCCACCCAGUUAUUUGACGUGUUUGAUAAUCAAGUUGCUGGUGUUAUGGGAGGCAAAGGAACAGAAGAAGCUCAAGAUUUUGGUGAUAGUGAUGAGCAGUCUGAUGAUGAAUCAAUAAGAAGUGACGGUGGCCAGUCAGUGGAUGGGGAGAAGAUUUACAAUUCUCUUCAUGAACAUCAUAAUAAGGGAUUAUUGGAGAGAUUUGAUCCUUUACCUGAUAAAGAGCAUAUUACAGAAGUCCAUGUUUCAACUGCAACAUGUGUGGUUGAAGGCAGCCUAAAACCAAAACCUGGACCUAUACGAUUGGGGUUUACUUCAGUUCGUGUAGCAUCGUUGCGGGCGUCGGCUCUGGCUGCUCGCAUGACUUUGAAAGGAAUCAGCAAUGGAUCCUGUUCUCCCCCAAGUAAGAAUCAGUCUUUGGGAGUUGGGGAGGAAGUAGAUCAGGAACAUGAUAUUGGGCAAUGCAAUGGAAAAACGAGGGGGUCAAAGAAUAAAAACUUAUGGGUUGGCAGUAGAACUGCUAGAAAACUUUUUACUGAGGAUUCACAUGAUGACUGCAGAGGACUUCCUCUUAACUUGAAUAAUGUUGAAGGAGAAGAGUUGCCUCAUUUGCCUGCUUGUGAUGAUGGAUUGGCAGGUUUAAGCUACGUAGACUCUCAAGAACCUGGAGAGUUAUCUCAGGCCAAUGCAUUGACUUUUUUGGAAGGGUUCCUGAAAGAUAACGUCGGGGAGUUUGAACAAGCUGAUUGUGUAAAGAAAAUUGGGGGAAAACCAAAUUCUGUCUCAAGUACAGAGGGCCUGCAAGGUUUUGCCAAGAAAGCCAUUGAUAGAAACAUAAUUGGAGAAGCAGCGAUUUUUGACUGGGAUGAUAGUCGUGAGCAUGAAGGAGGUGGAGAAAUCUUCCGCAGCAGAAAUGAAGAGUUUUUUUAUGGUGGAGGCCAUGGAAGAAAAUCUUUUACCCUACCCUGGAAGCCUGAAGGAAGCAGACUAGAUGAGAAUAGAGACCAUGAAGAAAAUUUAGAUUUCGAUAACAAUAGAACAGGUUUAGCUCAUUCUGAGUCAAAAUUAAUGUGGCAUAACUCAAAAGUGAGUGGCAAGACAGUGCAAACGAUGAAAUUGAAAAAAACUCUAGUCAGUGAGUCGGACAAAGAGUUUAGUGACCAUCCCUGUGGACAGUCGGAAAAUAAUGGUACUGAGACAGAUGUGCCAGAAAUGUCAAACAUAGGUUUUGAUACACAAAUGGCUGCUGAAGCUAUGGAAGCCUUGUUCCAUGGUGAGAGCAUUGCUAACCAUGAUGAUAAAGAUGCCUAUCAAGGUAAUGAGAACAAUGUAAAGGGUUCCUGCAGAGGUUCUCUUGGAGGAAAUACGAAUAAGGUAAUUCAUUUGAGUCAACCCUUUUGUCGUAAGGGGGCAAGCCUAUCUGAUAUAGGGUUUGCUUCACUAAAGAAUUUGGAGAGCAUGAGUGCCAAUUCAAGAAAAGAGUCUUCAAUUUCAUUGGAGAAACAUUCUGAUAAUGUCAGGAAGCAGAGUGGAGUUGAGCUGGUCAGAAAACAAUCGAAGAGGGUUCACUUGAUUGCUGAAGAAUGUCUUACCGCCAAUGGGAAUGGAAACUCGAAAAAAAAGAUAUCUAAGACUAUUGGGAAAAGAAAAGCUGGAGGGACUUUCAACAGAAGUUGCACUAACGAGUCCAACAGAUAUGAUGGAAGUGGAGUUAGUGCAGUUAAGAAGCAGCAUUUACAAGGUGAGGUUGGUGCUUGUGCAUCUGUUUCUCGUCAAACUAGACAGUUAUUGGUAGGUAAUCAUUUGAAGAAGACUGAGAAUGCAUCUGGUGACUCUAGGGAAGAGCUGAACUAUCCGAUUGAGGUAUGUGCCUUAAUAGAGAAAAGCAAUAGUAGUUCAGCCAUCCAAGCUUCUGAAGUGUUGGAGGAAACAUCUUCUAUAUUGGGCUCUAAUCAAUCCAGAAAAGUUAGAAGUAUAAAAUCAAGUCAACACGAUCUAUUGGCUCCAGAGUUGAUAGAUUGUAACAAUGGUUCUAUAAUUGAUUCAUUGAGAUAUCCCAGGAGGAGAAGAUCUCAUCGAAAUCUGUCUGGUCAGGAAAAUGGAUUUGAUUGCUUGGAUGGUGUACUUGAACCAUCUGUUCGGCUGAAAUACAUUCAAAACUCUGUAUCCAAGCGAAAAAGGUCAUGGGGUGAUGCUAAAAUUCCUUUUGUUGUUUCAAACCUGAAGAAAACACGUUCAGGGCAUGCUUCUAUAGAUGGAAAGUCUGGUGAUGUAGAUGUCAAAAUUAUAACUAAAGAUCUAACUGACGCAAAGGCUGGAAAAGACUCUGAGAGAAAUAGUGAUGCAAGUUGCCCUUCGUCUACUGGAAAGGUGAAUUCCAGGUUGGAUGAAUCACCAAGAGAGAGAUGUAAACCAUCUGAUUUUGCCUGUACUACUCCUACCCCAGUUAACUGUAAGACACCAGAGAAUGCUGCAUCACCUGUUUGUAUGGGUAGUGAAUACUUCAAACUGUCAUGUAGAAGGAACCUGUCAAGACCAAACCUUUUGAAAGAAAUCUGUAGCUUAAGUGCUGCAGUCCCUGAACUUGCUUCUGUUUCAAAAGCUUCAAGAAAGAGGAGAGAUAUGAGUGAUGUUCGAGUCUUUUACAGCCACCACUUGGAUGAGGAUAUAAUGAAGCAGCAGAAGAAGAUUUUGGCUCGGCUAGGAUUUACCACAGUGUCUUCUAUUAUGGAUGCCACACACUUCAUAGCUGAUCAAUUUGUUCGUACAAGGAAUAUUUUAGAGGCAAUUGCUUCUGGAAAACCAGUAGUGACACAUUUAUGGCUCGAGAGCUGUGGACAAGCUAGCUGUUUCAUUGACGAGAAAAACUACAUACUGAGGGAUGCCAAGAAGGAAAGGGAGUUUGGAUUUUGCAUGCCAGUUUCAUUGGCACGUGCAUCCCAGCAUCCACUUUUGGAGGGCCGAAGAGUUUUUAUUACCCCAAAUAUAAAGCCUAGUAAAGAAACAAUUUCAAGUUUGGUUAAAGCUGCUCAGGGCCAGGCGGUGGAGAGAACUUGCAGAUCUAGUCUGAAAAAAGAUGACAUUCCAGAGAAUUUAUUGGUUCUAUCUUGUGAAGAAGAUUAUGUUAUAUGUGUUCCUUUCCUUGAAAAAGGUUUGCAACGGGGCAGCAGUGUACAGUUCAGAGCUGUUAUUGAAUGGUAUAGUCACUCAAAAGUUGGAGUAUGAGAGGCAUCGCCUCUUUGCGGAUCAUGUUAGAAAAACCCAUUCCACGGUGUGGAUCGGAAAAGAAGACAAUCAGUUUCUUCCUGUGACUAAACAUAAAUAAGAUUCAUUUUUAUUCAUUGAUUCCUUUGAUCUUCCUUCUGGUUCUGCCUUUUAGGGCCAUUUUGGCUGGUAACAAGUGCUAUGAUCUGUACAUAAUAUUCAAGAAGUUGUAAAAUUUAUUGUAUAGUGGUCUGGUGGUCUGUUUUAUCUCA
This is a messenger RNA of Juglans microcarpa x Juglans regia, 4118 nucleotides long. RefSeq lists its product as uncharacterized. The record is from RefSeq and is a predicted model, not a curated record. Bases 376 to 3867 code for a protein of 1163 amino acids. NCBI's taxonomy places the organism in Eukaryota, Viridiplantae, Streptophyta, Magnoliopsida, Fagales, Juglandaceae. The transcript has 10 exons.